CCAGUAGCUAGCCCCACCACCUAAGAAGGUACUGAGGAUGACAGUAGCAGAAGGAGGAGGGAGACUUGUUAGACAUGCACUACUAAGGACAGCUGCCAUUACUCUAGAAGGCUGCCCCAGCCUGUCACCCAGCUCCAUGGAGACAGAUGAGGCCAUCAGCAGGAACUCCUAGGCAAUGUGCAUUAACUGGGGGAUCAUUCAUGUAAAUACUCCCAAUGCUAGCAUACACAGAAACGAGAACCUCCUUCCUUCUGGUUAGAAAGAGUUGCUUGCAGUGAGUUGUGCGCUUUGUUUGCUGCAUAUCCUCCUCCCAUCGCCUCCUCCUCUUCAUGGAUCAGCCACACACCAUGGAGGGCAGCCGCAGCCCGCAACCCCUGGAUCAGGAGGGCAUAGAGUCCUGGCUGGACGAUAACUGGGACUUCACUCACUCCUACUUUGUUAGGAAAGCUACAAGAGAAAUGGUCAAUGCAUGGUUUGCUGAAAGAGUGCAUACAAUACCAGCAAUAAAAGACGGAGGGAAAAGCAAUACAGAAAAUAACCAGCUGGCCGCUUCUUCCGAUAACACCAACCAAGGGGCACCGGUCAGAAAGAUAUCUGCUUCCGAGUUUGAUAGGCCUCUUAGGCCCAUCGUGGUUAAAGACUCUGUGGGAACUCUGACAUUCCUUGCGGAUUCUGAAAAGAGGGAACAGAUGCCGCUGCAACCCCCCGGCUUAUCCAGUGCAAGUGAUCAGUGCUCAAGGCUUUUGGAACUGGUUAAAGAUAUUUCAAGUCAUUUGGACGUCACUGCUCUAUGCCAUAAAAUCUUUCUGCACAUUAACGAACUAAUUUCUGCUGAUCGAUACUCGCUGUUUUUAGUCUGUGAGGACAGUUCCAAUGAGAAGUUUCUGGUCAGUAGACUUUUUGAUGUAGCAGAAGGCACAACAUUGGAAGAGGCUUCAAAUAACUGCAUCCGUUUAGAAUGGAAUAAGGGGAUUGUGGGGCAUGUGGCAGAGUAUGGGCAACCUUUGAACAUUAAAGACGCUUAUCAGGAUUCCAGAUUCAAUGCGGAAGUCGACCAAAUUACUGGGUACAAAACACAAAGUAUUCUUUGUAUGCCAAUUAAGAACCACAGAGAAGAGGUGGUUGGAGUGGCUCAAGCAAUCAAUAAGAAAUCCGGAAGCAAUGGAACAUUUACUGAGCAGGAUGAGAAGGACUUUUCCGCGUACUUGGCAUUCUGUGGGAUUGUACUGCACAAUGCACAGCUGUAUGAGACAUCGCUGCUUGAGAACAGGCGGAAUCAGGUACUCCUUGAUCUUGCUACGUUGAUCUUUGAAGAGCAGCAGUCAUUGGAGGUCAUCUUAAAGAAGAUUGCUGCAACAAUUCUGUCCUUCAUGCAAGCUCAGAGAUGUACAAUCUUCAUAGUGGAUGAGAACUGCCCUGAUGUGUUUUCCAACGUUUUUCAUAUGGAGUCUGAUGAACUUGAAGAACAUGCAGAUGCCAUAAAAAGGGAGUAUGAUGUAAACAAAAUUAAUUACAUGUAUGCCCAAUUUGUGACAAACACCAUGGAGCCGCUCAACAUACCCAAUGUCACUAAGGACAAGCGAUUUUCAUGGACAAAUGAAAAUGAGGACAGUAACACGAAGCACAUCCAGAGCCUGCUCUGCACGCCGAUUAAGAAUGGAAAGAAGAAUAAAGUGAUAGGGGUUUGCCAACUUGUAAACAAGAUGGAUGAAAACUCUGGCAAACUCAAGGCCUUCAACAGAAACGAUGAGCAAUUUCUUGAAGCCUUUGCAAUUUUCUGUGGCUUGGGGAUCCAGAACACCCAGAUGUAUGAAGUUGUGGAGAGAGCAAUGGCCAAACAGAUGGUGACAUUAGAGAUCCUUUCAUAUCAUGCAUCCGCUGCUGAAGAGGAAACAAUGGAGCUGCAGGUAACAGCGGGAACUGUGGUGCCAUCUGCACAAUCACUUAAAUUAACAGACUUCUACUUCAGUGACUUUGAGCUCUCCGACAUGGAAACCACAUUAGCCACAAGUCGGAUGUUCACAGACCUCAACCUUGUGCAGACCUUCCAAAUGAAAUACGAGACUCUCUGUAGAUGGAUUCUAAGUGUGAAAAAAAAUUAUAGGAAGAACGUAGCCUAUCACAACUGGAGACAUGCCUUCAACACAGCGCAGUGCAUGUUCGCUGCCCUAAAGACCGGCAAGAUUCAGAAUAAGCUGAGUGAUCUGGAGAUCUUAGCGCUGCUGAUUGCCACUUUAAGCCAUGAUUUGGAUCACAGAGGAGUGAACAACUCGUUUAUACAGAGGAGUGAACAUCCAUUAGCCCAGCUAUACUGCCAUUCUAUCAUGGAGAACCACCACUUUGACCAGUGCCUCAUGAUACUAAACAGCCAGGGUAAUCAGAUCCUGAGCGGCCUCUCUGUCCAGGACUACAAAUCUGCGCUGAAGAUGAUAAAGCAGGCCAUCCUUGCUACAGAUUUGGCACUUUACAUAAAGAGACGAGGGGAUUUUUUUGAGCUGGUAAAAAAAAGAAGUUUCAAAUGGGAUGAUCCGGCACAAAAAGAACUGUUUUUGGCUAUGUUGAUGACUGCUUGUGAUCUGUCUGCAAUAACAAAACCCUGGCCAGUCCAGCAGCGGAUCGCUGAACUUGUUGCCACAGAAUUUUAUGACCAAGGAGAUAAAGAGAGACAGGAACUAAAUAUUGAGCCAAUUGAUCUGAUGAACAGAGAGAAGAAAGAAAAAAUACCCAGCAUGCAGGUUGGAUUCAUUGAUGCAAUAUGCUUAGAACUCUAUGAGGCCUUAACACAAGUGUCUGAAUCGUGUUACCCACUACUCGAAGGCUGCCUAAGGAACAAACAGAAAUGGCAAGUUUUAGCAGAGCAGCAAGAGAAGGGUCUGGUGAAUGGUGACAACAGCCAGCCAAAACUGAACUGUGACAUGGAUUAAGUAAACAGCAAUUUAUAGUCUUGUGGUACAAAAUAGUAUUACACUGUUUGGAAAACAAAACAUAUUUUGCCACUGUUGUAUUUAUUAAUUUCACAUUUUCGUUUAAGGAAAUAGUAAGAAAAUGUAAAUGGAUUUACAUUGUAAUAUUUUCUAGAGAAGCAAUAUAUUUUCUGAAGUGUGUAAAUUUACACUACCCUUUGUAGGCUCUUAGGAAUGUCAUCUUGAUUCCUUUUUAUAUUGUCCUUUUAGGACCAGUGCCUUAAUGCAUGGGUGCCGUUUAUACUUUACAGGGUGACCUGUCUUUGAAUACAGUAAUAACAAGAUCAGUCUACAAAUGCCAUUCAAAAUGAUAUCAGAUUUGUUUAUAGCAUACUGUUCUUCGUCGUCUGGAAAGAGUGGCUUCUAGAUAAAAAGGAUGUUACAAGUUAUUGAGAGUUCUAUAGCCAUGCACAGACAUGUGUUGGUGUUGGUGGGGGCAGGGGGUUGUUUUAUACAGAACACAGAUCAGAAGUUGCCUCUGAGGUCCUAUUGUUUUGUAGUUGGGGUUAGAUUCCUUAAGCACUUUAGUUUUAAUAGCAUUCCUAAUACUAAAUGCUAAUAUUUUCUAUUUUCAUGAUUACACAGAGUGACACCAUAAUUACUGAGAAUUAUUUUACAUGAUUAUUUACAAGUUAUAAUGAGAUUAAUGGAGGAGAUAAGGACGAGAUAAGGGCAGGAAACAAAUUAUUACUCCCUCUUGAAUAGACUGGGAAAAAUGUAUAGCCAAUGUCAACAAAACCGUUUUACUAAUGGUCGGAUUUAAAAAAAGGCUGGAGGGUUUUAGAAAGAUUUGGCCUUUUCAGGGAUUACUGCAUGGAAAGGUUAGGCAGGCUAAUCUGUAGAUAUUGGGGGAUAUUCAGGUUUGCUAGCAAGCCAAAAAAGCUUGCAAUUGGUCAAAACCAUGUUGCACUGCAGGUGGGGCAGAUGUAACGUGCAGAGAGAUAUGGAUGUUGGUGGGCUAUAUUGUUUCUGUGCAUGGUAAAUACUGGCUGCUUAAUUUCUACACUGCAAUUUAGAUUUCAGUUUGAACACACCCCACCCAAAUCUAAACCUCUCUGCACAUGUUACAUCUGCACCACCUGCAGUGCACAUGGUUUUGCCCAAUUGCUAACAAACUUGAAUAAGACCCAUCAUCUGAAAUAUGCUUUUGUUUCCCUAAAAUGUCCUCUUUUUUUAUUUCAUCUUUUAUUUGUAAAUUGAAUUGUAAUGACCCAAGUAUAGGCCCAAUUUAUCAUUGCACUUGUAUCUUAUGUAAGACACUUUAGCAGCAACAUGUGAUUUAGGCAGGUCUAGAAUUGUACUUAGAAAUAUUGCAGACAAUUUUUGUAUUUCUAUGUGCAAUAUUUUUAUGUUGUUAUUGGUGUAUGGACAUUUUCCUGUCUAGUGAAACGCCAAUAAUAAAAAUACAGUUACUAAGAAUAUUAGACGUUACCAUACAAUAGCGCGAGCCUGCAGGCUGAGUACUGUUAUACAGGUCACAGGAUGCCAAGGGGACUUCAAACUUUCUUAUUUUACAGUAAAGGGAGGUGGAGCAAAUUUCUCCAACUUUUAUUAUGGAAUAAAUGAAAUUAGAAGGAGCGAUUCUGCUAUACAAUUGUGCUUUGCCAUUAUUGGCAUUUAAGAAUACUCCAUCACUGAUUUAUUUUGAAUGAUUUGUGUGACAAAGCAAGAGAUCAAUAAGGGAGGGGUGAACAGCAUACUUACCUACCUUAAUGAGUUACUUUUUUUAAUUCUUCUGGAGAUGAGAUGCAGGAGACAGCUGAUUAACAUCAUUAGGGUCCCCCUUCCCACCGGUAUUUUUCUCCCCAUCCUACUCCAUUCAGUAGGAAGUGUGGCGAGAUGCAGGAGGUCUCUUCCCUAAACCAAAAAUGUGUAAGUGUCCCGUAGGUAAUUAUGCUGGACAGGCUAUUUUGAAGAGGUGUUAAGUUCCACCAAUACAAAUUUUCUGUUCCUCUUCUGCUUUGCAAUUUGAUAAUGUAGACUUUUCACAGUGUGUUUGGGAGAUGACAGUCAUUUCACUCUGUGGUAUGGUGAGGUUUGAAUUGUGGGUAGAACAAAAAUGAUUCUGUUUAAAUUUGUCAAAUUCCUGACCCCCAAAUACACAAUGAGGUGAAUAUGCCAUGGAACAGUGAUCGGUAGACAGAAAGAGCAACACACUAUUCUCCAGCUAUUAGUGACUACCUCACUGCUUUCCAAAAAUCAGGGUCUAUUGUAUUGGGGAAUUGAUUUGUGUUUUACAAUAGUAAUCUGCAGUAGAUUGUUGUGCUAGUACCAUUUAUAAUGUAAGUGAACACAUAUUUUUAGAUUUCCACAUCUCUUACUGUAAAAAUCAGUGACAAGACAACCAAGAUUUAUCCAUGAUGUAGCUUUUAAAAGAAACAUUUAAGAGCACUUUUUUUAAUCAAGAUACUGUUUGUUGUUAUUAUUAGCUGACUCCACUAUUUGGAUUUACUUAUGUCAUGUGUGUGUACCACCAGGGAAACUGGGGCAAUUGCCCAAAUAUUACAUCAUCAGCAAUGUGGUGGCACUGUGGCAUAUGUAAACUAGGGUUUCUAUAUGGCAUAAUGUGAAAUGGGGAUACUAGAGUGUGUUUAUUACAUUUAUGGUGCUGGAGUAUUUACACAUUACACUUUAUAAUAACAUUGACAACAUAGGAUAUUAUUGACAUUUUUACUGGUAGAAGCCCCACAAGUGUGUUCCCCUGAGGACCCUACAAACCUGUGUCCCAGGUCUGGAGAGACCAAAACUUUUUCAGCCUACAGCUCCAGACAUUGACUGAAUUAGCGAAGACAAACUUUAGUCUUCAUAUACAAGUAUAAACCAUAUUUGACAAAUUGGGAUGCGGUUAAAUUACCAGGUGUCCGGAAUCCUAGCGUUCAGGAUACAGGUGCCGGAAUCCCAACACCCGGUGAAAUUUCGGAGUCUGUCUCCUGACUGCCGGGAUCCCGACAGCCGGACAAUCAUACUGACCCCAACAGAUUUUCACUCAACUCACAUCUAAGCUUGUGACCUGCAGGUUUAACCUGCUUAUACAGUAACCCAGCUCACCUGGAUGGGAUGGACUUAGUCAUCAAAACAUGUUUAUUGUGUAAGUGCUAGACUUCCUGGAACAGUGAUUUCAACUGGGUAAAUUGGAAAUUCAAAAUUUACAGUUUAGCCUACUACAAAUGUUUACCAAUGUAAUGAUGGGUUAUUUCAUGUGUAAACACAAAUGUAUUUUACUUUGCAUAACUUGCACUUGGUUACAUAAGCUACAAUCUAAUAAGACUCAUUCACUGAAAAAAAAAAAUUGAAAAAAAUUAUAUUUGAUCUGAUGCCAUGCAAUAUAGUUUGACAAAAAUAUUAAGAGUCCAUUUUUGGUGUGAUAUUUUCACAUGAAAUUAUUGGAGUAGAGCUGAUAGUGAAUAUUGUAAUCCCGUGUUUAUCAAUCCUACAACUGUCCUGUAUUACAUAUGCACUUCAAAUGUGUCUCUGCUCUGUCAAAUCAAAAUUGGAACAUGUGUAAAGCAAUUGCAUGUACUAACUAAAAACAAAAGGAUUAAGAGCAAUCAUUUUAAUGUGUGUGUUGCAAAUGCAUGUUAACACGAUUGUCUGUAAAGUCAUGUAUGUAUAAUAUAUAUGUGGCCAGCUUCACAAAUUGUGUAAACAAUUAAUGCAACAAUAAUCAGCACAAACUUCAAGCUUGAAAAUGGAAUUCCAGUACUAGAAUUUAAAUAGUGUAGGUACCUUCAAGGAAAUUCCAACUUUUUUUAUUUUUGAUACUUGUAUAUACUGUACUUCAGUAAUUCAUGAAUUGUAGUGAAUGUUUUAUAUCGUCUGUCAUUUUAAAUUGUUUAGCUUCUUAAAAUAAAAAAGGUUUCAGAAUGAACAUACAGUCACUGUAAUAAGCUAAUGCACUUAAUGGUCAUUUUUAAAAGAUGUUAAUUUAGUACACAAAUAUUAUUUAUAGUAACAAGAACAAAUGGCAUGUAGUUAAAAAGGUGAUGUUUUCGCUAUCGGCACUCAAAAUGUCAGCAGCAUAAAGUUGAGCGUAGAAUGCCGACAGAGUAUCAAUGAUAUUUUUGCCAUGUCAACAUUAUGGGCCAAAUGUAAAAGAGGGAGAGAUUCAGAAAGUGAGAGAUUUAGUAAGGUUUUCCAGUUUUUUUUAA
Molecule: messenger RNA, 7111 nt
Organism: Pseudophryne corroboree (corroboree frog)
Lineage: Eukaryota; Metazoa; Chordata; Amphibia; Anura; Myobatrachidae
Gene: PDE5A
Product: phosphodiesterase 5A
Exons: 21
Coding region: 330-2924 (864 amino acids)
Biological process (GO): signal transduction
Molecular function (GO): protein binding; 3',5'-cyclic-nucleotide phosphodiesterase activity
Source: RefSeq, a predicted model, not a curated record